AUGCAGGCGCAUUACUACCACUCCUCGACUAGCCCGAACCAACCGGGAGGGUCGUAUGAGCUUCCUCCAGUACACGCGGUGACCUCGCCUCCGGCGCCCUUCCCAUCGCAUGGGCCCGCGGCUCCUCUUCUUUCCGCUCCGCCGAGUCGACCCGACAGCGGGUUGCGCAUGGCUCAUAUACUCCAGCCGUUGGCACAGCAUAUGCCCAACCCCCCGCCGCCACAGGUCACGAACGCUCCCGCCUAUUCGCGUUCGUACGAGUCUAGUGGCUCCCCUGCAGAGGGCACGUCCAUGCUACCUGAUGCGCCGCCGCUGAAUGGCCCCGGGCUGCUUCAGCCCGUUGGCGGGGCUGGUGCGGCUGGUCCGCACGUUCAUCACCAAGCCCAGCAGCCGUUGCAGCAGAAGAGAGCGUAUCGACAGCGGAGGAAGGACCCCAGUUGCGAUGCCUGUCGGGAACGCAAAGUCAAGUGUGACGCUUCCGAAUCCUCCAGUUGCACAGAAUGCACCAACCGCAAGGUGCGCUGCCAGUUUACCAAGGAGACCAACCGACGCAUGUCUUCAAUCAAGUUCGUGCCGUGGCCGUUCUAUCCACAAGUCCAGGACCUUGAGAAGCAGCUGCUAUCAACCAAGCAACAACUCCACCAACUUCGGUCAGGGAUGCUCAGAUCCGACAAUCUGAUGGAUCUGGAUAUCGACGGGGCGGGCCAACCUCAGUUGAAGCUUCCGGACGUCGGGUACCGUCCCCCGCGCCGAUCACAAGUGCAGGUGAUGCAGGAUCUCACCGAGGCUCGCGCCAACCUGCGAAAAUAUGGGAGAGGUAUCUUGAGGGUGCCCCCUCCAUACCGGCAGCAGGGUCCCAAGUCCUUGUUGUCCACCGACCCUCCCCCGCUUCCCCCGAAGGAGGUGGCCAAUCGUUUGCUGGGCCAGUACUACGCCUGCAUCCACUCGGUCCUGCCAGUGCUCCAUUGGCCCACCUUUGUGGCUCAGUACGAGAGUGUCUACCAAGCCGGAACGCUGAUGGGUGUUGCCCGGGAAUGGGCAGCGGUACUGUUCGGAGUCUUGGCCUGUGGGUGUCUACACACUUUGGAGGCAAAUCGGGAACAAGAAGGCAAGGAAUUUGUCAAAGUCAGUUGCGGGGUGAUCGAUGUGUGGCAAGACAACUUCACCUUGGACCAGGCACGGGCGGCGCUGCUGGUCAGCAUCUUCCUGUACGAAGUGAAUUCGCAGUCGGCGAGCUGGGUCUGGAUUGGAUCCGCGAUAAGAGUUGCGCAGGAGAUUGGACUACACCUGGAGUCAGGGCCCUGGUCCCCGCUGGAAGGCGAGAUGCGAAAGCGGUUAUGGUGGGGAAUGUACACGUGGGAUAGGCUUCUUGCUCUGGAGAUGGGAAAACCCGUCCUCAUCAACGACCAAGACUGCGACGUCGACCUGCCCUGCCCCAUCGAUGAACAGUACCUUUCGGAUGGCAGUGUUGUGCCAGAGAGCCCGCAAACCUCGCCACUACUCGCCACCAUCCACGUUGUUCGAUCAAUCGGUCAGCUGUCGCGCACCUUGAGAAGUUCCAUGAUCAGCCCAGGAACCCUCGAGACGUUCGAGCGACACUUCAACACCUGCCUAGCAACCUUCCCUCCCCAGUACCACCCUAAAGCCGACCAGUAUCUCGACCCCCGCACGCUAGCCCCGAUCCUCUACCUCCAGAAUGCACGACUUAUCCUACAUCGUCAUAAUAUCUCUCCUUCCUGUCCACCCGAGGCUCGAUCGUCAGCCUUGGACUAUUGUGUCUCUACCGCCCAUGAUACGGCACGCCUACUCUCGCGCUGUAUGCGGCCCCCGUCCAGUCCCGGGCAUGGGUUUGCGACCACGGGCGGCGAUGAGUGGAGGCCAUUGCUGGCCUCCUCCGCAAGUACCAUGUUGUGUUCACACCUCUGGCGCUGCAUUUUGUUACUCCUCUUCCGCCAGGAGUACGCUGCGGCUCUCGUCUGUGUUCAGGCCAGUGCUGCCAUUGGCGAUUCGCGCGCCGUGAAUUCUGCCUGCGGGCGCUACCUUGCAUUCUUCCUCAAAGUGAUGUUGGACCGGCUGCGGCGCAACGAGGUGACGGUGUUGGAGCGGGAUGAAGAGUUGAUGGCCUAUGUAUCAGGUGAUAUGCAAGGUAACGCUGAGGCUGGUUGGGUCUGGCAAGGUAGUGAGACCGGUGUUCAGUUGGAGGCGAUGUCUCCCAAAAUCAACAGUCCUGUCGCGCACUCCCAUACUGAGAGUAAUGACCGAGCCAACGGCGGGUCGGAAAGCUGGGACGGCUGGAAGUGGGUGGAGCAGACGGUGCAGUACCUCAGCGAAAGACACCAACAACCGCAAGACCUUCAGCACCGGUCGAAGCCCCUGGAUUCGAUGUAUCUUGGACCGGAAGCAACCAACCCGAGCUCCGAUGCGACGACGCCUCAGUCGAGCUCGUCUCACUCGCGCAUGACCAUCGCGAGCAUCAUCUAA
Molecule: messenger RNA, 2481 nt
Organism: Aspergillus ibericus CBS 121593
Lineage: Eukaryota; Fungi; Ascomycota; Eurotiomycetes; Eurotiales; Aspergillaceae
Product: transcription factor domain-containing protein
Exons: 4
Coding region: 1-2481 (826 amino acids)
Biological process (GO): DNA-templated transcription; regulation of DNA-templated transcription
Molecular function (GO): DNA binding; DNA-binding transcription factor activity, RNA polymerase II-specific; zinc ion binding
Source: RefSeq, a predicted model, not a curated record